AUGGCCCACAGUCUUACAGACGAAUGUACCCCUCUCAAGCUUGAGUACGACUCCUGUUUCAACUCUUGGUUCGAAGGGUACCUUGAGCCAGCUGUAUCUGCCUCUGCGUCUCCAGAUCAACGCGCGAAAUACUCCAAGGCGAAAGCUGAAGAGUAUGAGCGCAAGUGCGGCAAAAUAUGGGCCAGCUACCGUGACUGCGUGCAAAAAGCAGUGAAGGAACGAGGGCUAGAUGAAUUGCUGGAUCAGGCAAGAAAAGAAAAUCCUCUGACAGAUCCUCCUUCAACGACCCCGACCUCGACGGAAUCAUCGUCCACUUCACUCAGAUAG
This is a messenger RNA of Heterobasidion irregulare TC 32-1, 327 nucleotides long. RefSeq lists its product as uncharacterized. The record is from RefSeq and is a predicted model, not a curated record. The transcript is spliced from 2 exons. NCBI's taxonomy places the organism in Eukaryota, Fungi, Basidiomycota, Agaricomycetes, Russulales, Bondarzewiaceae. Bases 1 to 327 code for a protein of 108 amino acids.